Messenger RNA from Oncorhynchus mykiss (rainbow trout), 3460 nucleotides. The record is from RefSeq and is a predicted model, not a curated record. Lineage: Eukaryota; Metazoa; Chordata; Actinopteri; Salmoniformes; Salmonidae.
AAUGAGUCUCUCUAGGGAGAGAGAGGAGGGGACCACUGACUCUAAAAUUAGUCUCUUUGGGGAGAGAGAGGACCGGACCACUGACUCUAAAAUGACUCAAGACACCAGUUCUAAGUGUGUCCAGAAGCCCAGAGCAGAGUCCCCUACAACCAGCCUGCUAUCAAUGAAGAGUGAUCAGCCACCUGCUUUCAGCCAGGAACCAUUACCAGAUGACAAUAAGGAAGUGGAGAGUUUGGACAGUGAGGAUGUAUUAAAGAUCACACACAACCUUCUGGACAGAAGAAGUCAAACUCUGCUGACAGUCCAACAAGACAUUAAGGCUAAACUGAAACACAAGUAUCAACACAUAUCUGAAGGAAUUGGACACCAUGGAAACCAAAGUCUGUUCAAAGACAUCUACACAGAGCUCUACAUCACAGAGGGUGGAAGUGGAGGGCUCAAUAAUGAACAUGAGGUUAGACAGAUAGAGAUGGCAUCCAAGAAACAAACCACACAAGAGACACCAAUCAAAUGCAACGACAUCUUCAAGCCUUUACCUGGACAAGACAAACCAAUCAGAACUGUGCUGACAAAAGGAAUCGCUGGCAUUGGAAAAACAGUCUCUGUGCAGAAGGUCAUCCUUGACUGGGCAGAGGGAAAGGCAAAUCAGGACGUUCAUUUCAUGUUUCCUCUUCCUUUCCGUGAUCUGAACCUGAAAAAGGACCAAUACAGUCUGAUGCAACUUCUUUCCCACUACUUCCCAGAGCUGAAAGAGAUUGACAGCAUUGAAGAUGGUGAAACCAAAACUGUUUUCAUUUUUGAUGGUCUGGACGAGUGUCGACUUCCUCUAGACUUCAAAAACAAUGAGAAGUGCUGUGAUGUCACGAAGCCAACCUCAGUGGACGUGCUGCUGACAAACCUCAUCGAGAGGAAUCUGCUUCCCUGUGCUCUCCUCUGGAUAACCUCACGGCCGGCAGCAGCCAAUCAGAUCCCUACUGAGUGUGUUGACCAGGUGACAGAGGUGCGAGGGUUCAAUGAUCCACAGAAGGAGGAGUAUUUCAGGAAGAAAAUCACAGAUCAGAAUCUGGCCAAUGAAAUCAUCAAGCACAUGAAGACAUCAAGGAGCCUCUACAUCAUGUGCCACAUGCCAGUCUUCUGUUGGAUAUCAGCCACUGUCCUUGAGAUGAUACUGAACGAGGCAGAGAAGGAUGAAGUCCCCAAAACUCUGACCCAGAUGUACUCACACUUCAUUCUCAUCCAAAUCAUUGUGAAGAACAGGAAGUACAACAAAGCCACAGAGACAAACCCAAAGGAACUGUCUCAGUCAGACAAAGAGAUGAUCCUGAAACUGGCAAAACUGUCUUUCCAACAGCUGCAGAAUGGCAACCUGAUCUUCUAUGAGGAGGACCUGAGAGAUUGUGGCCUUGAUGUCACAGAGGCAUCAGAGUACUCAGCAUUGUGUACAGAGAUCUUUAAAGAAGAAUCUUUGCUGUACCAAGACAAGGUCUACAGCUUUGUGCAUCUGAGCAUUCAGGAGUUUCUAGCAGCAGUGCAUGCUUUAGAAUCAUGUCUAGACAAGAAGGAAAAUGUUUUCUCCCCCACUAGUGAUGAUGAAGAGAAGGAGUCAACCCAGUUGUCUGACUUACACAGGAGAGCAGUGGACCAGGCCUUGAAGAGUGAGAAUGGACACCUGGACCUGUUCCUCCGCUUCCUUCUGGGUCUCUCACUGGAGUCCAAUCAGAACCUGUUACGAGGCCUUCUGACACAGACAGGAGGUACAACACAGACCAAUGAGGAAACAGUUGAGAGAACAGUCAGGUACCUUUCAUACAACAUCAAGGAGGAAUCCUCACCAGAAAGGAUCAUCAACUUGUUCCACUGUCUGAAUGAACUUGGUUCCAACUCUCUAGUUGAAGACAUGCAGACCUCCCUGCGAUCAGGAACUCUUUCAGAAACAAGACUAGAACCUGACCAAUGUUCAGCCCUGGCCUACCUGUUACUGAUGUCAGAGGAGGUGCUGGAGGAGUUUGACCUGAAGACAUACAACACAUUAGAGGAAGGUUAUCAGAGGUUGCUGCCGGUAGUGAAAACCUGCAAGAGAGCACUACUGGUUGACUGUGAACUCACAUAUAAAUCCUGUGAGACUCUGGCCUCAGCUCUGCAGACACCAAACUCCCCCCUGAGAGAACUGGACCUCAGCUACAAUGACCUGGAAGACAGAGGAGUGAAGCUGCUCUGUGUUGGACUAACCAGUUCACUCUGCAGCAUACAGAUACUAGUACUGGCUGAAUGCGAACUCACAUAUGAAUCCUGUGAGACUCUGGCCUCAGCUCUGCAGACACCAAACUCCCCCCUGAGAGAACUGGACCUCAGCUACAAUGACCUGGGAGACAGAGGAGUGAAGCUUCUCUGUGUUGGACAAACCAGUCCACUCCGCAACAUACAGACACUAGUUCUAGGUCAGUGUGGUCUGACAGAGGGUUGCUGUUCAGAUCUGGCCUCAGUCCUGAGUUCACCCAACUCACAACUGAAACAGCUGCAGCUGAGAGACAAUGACCUGCAGGACUCAGGAGUUACACUGCUGUCUGCUGGACUGGAGGAUCCAGACUGUAAACUAUACACACUGGGGCUGUCUUGCUGUCUGGUCACGGAGGAGGGCUGUGCUGCUCUGUCUUCAGCUCUGAGGUCAAACCCCUCCCACCUGAAGGAGCUGGACCUGAGCUACAAUCACCCAGGAGACUCUGCAGGGGGCCUGCUUUCAGCUGCUCUGAUGGAUCCCACAUAUAAACUGAUGAAGCUGAAUGUGGAUCAUGGUGGAGAGUGCAGGUUGAAAUCAGGGCCGAGGAAAUAUGCCUGUCAUCUCACCCUGGACCCAGAUACAGCACACCGAAACCUGAUACUGUCUGAAGGGAACAGGAAGGUGACAUUGGUUGAAGAGAAGCAGCAUUAUGAAGACCAUCCAGAAAGAUUUGAUUGUCGUCCCGAAGUUCAAUACCCUUCAAUACCCUUUAAUUGUCGUUACCAAGUUCUCUGCAGAGAAGGCUUAUCUGGAGGUCAUUAUUACUGGGAGGUGGAGAUGAAUGGUGACAAGGCUGUCAUUGGUGUGGCGUCCAAAGGAAUGAAGAAGAAGGAAUGGUCCUGCUGGUUAUUCUGCUCUAAUGAUAUAUAUAUCUUUAGACAUAGUGGAUGCAGCACCAUCUGCAGAUCCAUCUCUGAUCCAGAUACUUUUCCUGUUUCUAAGAGAGUUGGAGUGUAUCUGGACUGGCCAGCUGGUACUUUGUCCUUCUAUAGUGUGUCCUCCUCUGGUACACUGACACACCUUGAAUCAGAACACGCCAGAUUCACUGAACCCCUCUAUCCUGUAUUUGGUAUUUACUCCUCCUCCUCAGUGACCCUGUGUCAGAUAGAUGACCAACACAUUCAGAGGUGAGUCAAAUAGCAAUGUUUCAUCAUUUGUUUUCCCCUGGAAUCAUUCCUACAG